CUGAUAUACAGACUUCGAUUACAACAAGGAUAAAACGGGUAGAGGUUUAUUAUAGGAAAGAAGAACACUGAAACAUCCUGGACAUCAGUAAGCAAUGUUACAAAUCAAGCAUUAAUCUUUUGAGUAAACAACAUUAACAUAACUGCAGAACUACAAGGCAACCAUGGCGACAGAAGAGGGCCAGGAUGGACUGUGUCAGGAUAAGGUUGUCUUGAAGAGGAAGCUGACCGGUCCACCUAGACUUCUCUUGGGAAAAUCUAAGUCUAAGAACCAGGGAAAUGACAGAUCUGAGGCCCGGGCAAAAAGAAAUGAACGACUGACUGUUAACAAUGGAGUUCAAAUAAGUUCCUUUUCCCCAAAAUACCUCAAUACUGAAGUUGAAGAGAAUGUGUUGCCAAUCGUCACUUUAGAUGACCUCCAUACAUGCUCAAAUAUGGAAGAGGAAGAUGCUUCACCAGAGGUGGUGACAGAACACACCAUGCUAGGUUCCGCUCAGGAAGAAGCCAGUGGUGACAAUUUGGAUCAGAACAGUAAAAUUAAACCAUCUGCAAAGUGUGGCUGGAAGAGGAUCUUUUAUCCUGCAGUCAUUUGUUUCAGGAAACAGAGGAAGAAUGCUAACCAAUCUGCAGGAGUUCCACUACAUCGUGCGUCAACUGAUAAGACUAUGAAAUCCAAUAAGAAGUUAGUGGAAGAAGAUUGCAUCUCCCUGAGUGUCAAUAACAGACCAAACGACACUGUCACCAAAAAGAAGAGGUUCGUCAUUCGGAGAUGGCCCAUUUUCAAAAGGUUCCUAAUCUCAACCCAAGACCAUCAAAGGGCGAAACCAAAAAGACGCGUCAAACACGUUCAACAAUCACCGCCAACCUUCAGGAACAAACUGCAACGUUUUUUUACUCGGGGAGGAAGGGAUACAUCGCUGAUGGUUCCUCAGGUGGAAGUAGACCUCCAGGACCCAGGAGACAGAGAGGCUGACUCUGAGCCAAUGUCCACACAAGAAGGGGACAAACACAAGUGCUCUUCUGGUGUCCAGCUUGAUAACACUCCUCAAGAUGGGAAGGAACUCACUGAACAAUGUACUGAAAAAGUGACAGUCAGUGCUGAUGUGAGCACCCUGUUCUCCAAGGAAAGAACUAGAGAGGUGGCGGAAACACAACCUGGGGUUUCAGAGAGCCUCACUGCAAUAGACGAAAGAUACCGAACACCCAACACAGAAGACCCAGAGGACGGACAGAGGGAUGUGAAAAGGGAAACGGACUCUAUGGUAGGGGAGAGGUCCAUGAAAACAAAGGAGGGUCUUACUUGCUCGACUGGCACAACCUUAGACGUCAAAGAUGGCCUUAAUGUUGCCAUGGAUGCUAACAAGGUUCACACGGAUGAACCUCGUCAGAGCCAGUGUUUAGAUAACAAGGGGAUUAUUGAUUUAUUUUACUCGGGGAGGAAGGGAUACAUCGCUGAUGGUUCCUCAGGUGGAAGUAGACCUCCAGGACCCAGGAGACAGAGAGGCUGA
Hypomesus transpacificus is the source of this 1507-nucleotide messenger RNA. RefSeq lists its product as uncharacterized. Lineage: Eukaryota; Metazoa; Chordata; Actinopteri; Osmeriformes; Osmeridae. Bases 164 to 1507 code for a protein of 447 amino acids. The record is from RefSeq and is a predicted model, not a curated record. The transcript has 2 exons.